AUGGAAUUUCCUUCUUCUUUCACUGGUACUGAAAGAGCAUUUGUUCACCGUCUCUGUCAGUCUCUUGGGCUGAUAUCUAAAAGUAAAGGAAAAGGAGCAAAUCGAUACCUGACUGUAAGGAAGAAGGAUGGGUCAGAACUAACACACGCCGUAAUGACUUGUUGCUUGGCUCCCCGUACGAAACAUGCUGUUUGGAGUUUAAUUCAGAGAUUUCCUGUCACAAUUAAAGAACGAACAGAACUUCUGCCAAAGACGGAGCGAGGAAAUGCAUGUGCUGUUGAAUCUGAAAACAGAGAAGUAAACAAGGCAAGUGGACGACUAAACAACGGUAUCCCCCAGGUUCCAGUGAAAAGAGGGGAAUCGGAGUUUGAUUCCUUCAGGCAAUCACUACCAGUUUUUGAAAAACAGGAGGAAAUAGUCAAGAUAAUAAAGGACAAUAAAGUUGUUUUGAUUGUAGGAGAGACUGGAUCAGGAAAAACUACUCAAAUCCCUCAGUUCCUUCUUGACGACUGUUACAAAAAUGGAGCUCCCUGUCGUAUAUUUUGCACUCAGCCAAGACGUUUGGCAGCUGUUGCGGUGGCUGAAAGAGUGGCAGCAGAAAGAAGAGAAAAGAUUGGCCAGACAAUUGGUUAUCAGAUCCGAUUAGAAAGCAGGGUUUCUCCAAAGACACUCUUAACGUUCUGCACUAACGGCAUACUACUUCGCACGCUAAUGGCAGGAGACAGCACUCUAUCAACUGUGACCCAUGUUAUUGUGGAUGAAGUACAUGAGAGGGAUAGGUUCAGUGACUUCUUGUUAACAAAACUGAGAGAUGUGUUGCAAAAGCAGACUAAUUUAAAGCUAAUUAUUUCUAGUGCUGCAUUAGAUGCAGAUCUCUUUAUUAGGUAUUUUGGAAGUUGCCCGGUAAUACACAUACAAGGAAGACCUUUUGAAGUUAAAGAGAUGUUUUUGGAGGACAUUUUACGAAGCACUGGGUAUACAAACAAAGAGAUGAUAAAGUACAAAAAGGAGAAGCAGCGAGAGGAAGAGCAGCAAAGCACUCUUACUGAGUGGUGUUCUGCUCGAGAAAAUAAUAGCAAACGGGAACCUCAGAGACAAAGAUCUGUCCCAAGUGCAACUGAAGAGUGUAAUCUGUUGGAUGAUGGUGGUGACACAGCAUUUAAUCAACUGACUGAAAAAGAUGCGAAUUGCCUUGAACCGUGGCUAAUAAAAGAAAUGGAUUCUUGUCUUUCUAACAUCUGGUUGCAUAAAGAUAUUGAUUCCUUUGCUCAGGUGUUCCAUUUCAUUUUAACUGAAAAUGUCAGUGUUGAUUAUAGGCACAGUGAAACGAGCGUGACUGCACUAAUGAUCGCUUCAGGGAGAGGCUUUCUGAGUCAAGUAGAACAACUGAUCAGUAUGGGAGCAAAUAUCCACUGCAAAUCAUCCAAUGGCUGGAUGGCUUUGGACUGGGCUAAGCACUUUGGACAGACAGAGGUUGUUGACCUGUUGGAGUCCUACAGUGCUUCAGUGGCAUUUGGAAAUCUGGAUGAAAGUUCCCUGGUCCAAACAAGUGGUAGUGACCUUAGUGCAGAGGACAGAGAACUGUUGAAAGCUUAUCAUCACAGUGUUGAUGAUGAAAAAGUGGAUCUGGACCUGAUUAUGCACUUACUUUAUAACAUCUGUCAUAGUUGUGAUGCUGGAGCAAUUUUAAUAUUUCUUCCUGGAUAUGAUGAGAUUGUUAGCCUGAGGGACCGUAUUCUUUUUGAUGACAAGAGAUUUGCUGAUAAUGCUCACAGAUACCAAGUUUUCAUACUUCAUUCGAAUAUGCAGACGUUGGAUCAGAAGAAGGUGCUUAAAAGUCCACCUUCUGGCAUCCGCAAAAUAAUCCUUUCUACUAGUAUUGCAGAAACCAGCCUAACAGUCAAUGAUGUUGUAUUUGUUAUUGACUCGGGCAAGAUGAAAGAGAAGUCUUUUGAUGCACUGAGUUGUGUUACAAUGCUAAAAAUCGUGUGGAUUUCAAAAGCCAGCGCUAUCCAGAGAAAAGGCAGGGCUGGGCGCUGUCAGCCUGGAGUCUGUUUUCGUCUCUUCAGCAGGCUCCGGUUUGAGAAUAUGUUGGAAUUCCAAACUCCGGAACUUCUAAGGAUGCCACUUCAGGAGCUUUGUUUACACACAAAACUUCUGGCUCCAAUUAAUUGUCCCAUUGUUGACUUUCUGAUGAAAGCUCCUGAUCCUCCACCAGCUUUAAUUGUGAGAAAUGCUGUGCAAAUGCUUAAGACAAUAGAUGCCAUGGACCACUGGGAAGAUCUCACUGAGCUUGGUUAUCAUCUCACUGAGUUACCAGUAGAGCCACACCUUGGUAAAAUGGUGUUGUGUGCGGCUGUUUUGAAGUGCCUGGAUCCUAUUCUUACUAUUGCUUGCACUCUUGCAUAUCGAGACCCUUUUGUCCUACCUACGCUGGCCUCUCAAAAGCGUGCAGCCAUGCUGUGUAGAAAACGUUUUACUGCAGGAACAUUUAGUGACCAUAUGGCGCUUCUCAGGGCUUUCCAGGCAUGGCAGAAGGCGCGCAGUGAUGGCUGGGAGAGAGCCUUCUGUGAAAAGAACUUCCUGUCUCAAGCCACGAUGGAAAUCAUCGUAGGAAUGAGAUCACAGUUGCUUGGCCAGCUUAGAGCCUCAGGUUUUGUUAGAGCCAGAGGAGGAGCUGAUAUUAGAGAUGUUAAUACUAACUCUGAAAACUGGGCUAUUCCCCCAGCAAAUGGCCAAGCCGCAGCAGUUCAGGCACUCCCUACGGACUGGGUUAUAUAUGAUGAAAUGACAAGAGCUCACAGGAUAGCAAAUAUCAGAUGCUGUUCUGUUGUAACACCUGUCACUGUGUCACUCUUCUGUGGACCAGCUAGACUACCAAGCAAUGCUUUGCAGGAACCUUCAUCCUUUCGAGGGGAUGGGGUAUCUAGUGAUAAUAGUGACAGUGAGAUGGAGGACGAAGCAACUGCUAAUUUGGCACUGCUGAAGCUAGAUGAAUGGCUCCAUCUCAGACUGGACCCUGAAGCUGCUUGUUUGCUGUUGCAACUCAGACAGAAGUGGCAUAGCUUAUUUCUGCGUCGUAUGCGAGCUCCUUCUAAACCAUGGUCUCAAGUUGAUGAAACAACUCUAAGAGCAAUUAUAGCUGUUUUAAGUACUGAAGAACAGUCUGCAGGCUUGCAGCAGCCCUCAGGAAUUGGUCAGAGACCAAGACCAAUGACUUCUGAAGAACUUCCUUUAGCAUCUACAUGGAGGUCAACCAACAGUAGAAAAAGCUCAGCAGAAACUGAAUUCUCUGAUGACUCUUCUAAUGCUGAAAAAGUUUUAAUGAAAUCUACGCCUCCUGCACUUCACCAGUCGAAGAAGUACAAAGAAAAAAACAUUUUGCACUCCGAACGAACUUCAGAUGACAGAUCAGAUCAAUCAUCGGUGAAGUCUACAGACAGCAGUAGCUAUCCUAGCCCCUGUGCUAGUUCUUCUCCAAUAUCUGGAAAGGGUUCCAAAUCUCCUUCACCAAGGCCAAAUAUGCCAGUUCGAUACUUUAUCGUGAAAAGUAACAACUUGCACAACAUUGAUAUUUCUCAACAGAAGGGUAUAUGGUCUACUACACCAAGUAAUGAACAAAAACUAAAUAGAGCCUUUUGGGAGAGCAGGACGGUUUACUUAAUAUUUUCUGUUCAAGGGUCUGGGCACUUCCAGGGUUUUGCUAGAAUGGCUUCAGAGAUUGGGUGUGAGAAAAGUCAAGACUGGGGAUCUGCUGGUCUCGGAGGCGUAUUUAAGGUGGAGUGGAUCCGGAAAGAAAACAUUCCUUUUCAGUUUGCCCACCAUUUACUCAACCCUUGGAAUAACAAUAAGAAGGUACAAAUAAGCAGAGAUGGCCAGGAGCUGGAACCACAAGUUGGAGAGCAGUUGCUACAGCUUUGGGACCAUAUUCUUGUGGGAGGAAAAAACUCAACUGAUUGA
Messenger RNA from Egretta garzetta (little egret), 3960 nucleotides. RefSeq names its product 3'-5' RNA helicase YTHDC2-like. The transcript has 28 exons. The coding region runs from base 1 to 3960 and encodes 1319 amino acids. Gene Ontology annotation, cellular component: intracellular anatomical structure. Gene Ontology annotation, molecular function: protein binding; ATP binding; RNA binding. NCBI's taxonomy places the organism in Eukaryota, Metazoa, Chordata, Aves, Pelecaniformes, Ardeidae. The record is from RefSeq and is a predicted model, not a curated record.